UUUGGACAUGAGCGAUAUAGAGUCAAGUAAUUUUACAUAAUUUCUACUUAGAUAUCGCUUUAUAAAUUAAGAAAUCAAAAUUUAUCAAAAUGUGUGAUCAAGAAUUUAGAACGCUUCGAAUCGAUCCUAGAUAUCCUUUUCAAAAUCAAACCAGAGCCUGCUACGAUAAUUACUGCGAUUACUACAAAUGUACACGACUUCUUGGAGAUGUCGAUGAUUGUAAAAUUUUCAAGCGAUAUUUCGAAACAAUCUGUCCCAAUUUUUGGAUUGAACACUGGGAUGAAUUGCGCGGGAAAGGAGCUUUCCCUGGCCCUAUUUGAAAAGCUUUUGAUGAUUUGAAAUAAACAUUUGAAAAUA
Messenger RNA from Colias croceus (clouded yellow), 357 nucleotides. Its product is annotated as cytochrome c oxidase subunit 6B1-like. Bases 90 to 320 code for a protein of 76 amino acids. Gene Ontology annotation, cellular component: respiratory chain complex IV; mitochondrion. NCBI's taxonomy places the organism in Eukaryota, Metazoa, Arthropoda, Insecta, Lepidoptera, Pieridae. The record is from RefSeq and is a predicted model, not a curated record. The transcript is spliced from 2 exons.